This is a messenger RNA of Lathyrus oleraceus (garden pea), 2257 nucleotides long. RefSeq lists its product as uncharacterized. Lineage: Eukaryota; Viridiplantae; Streptophyta; Magnoliopsida; Fabales; Fabaceae. The record is from RefSeq and is a predicted model, not a curated record. Bases 113 to 1942 code for a protein of 609 amino acids. The transcript has 5 exons.
ACUCUCUCAUUACAUUCAUGGUACUUCACCAUCUGUGUAUCUCUCACUAAAAUUCAUUUUUCUUCUUCGUCUUCCAUUUCUUCGUAAUUGUUAUCUUCGUGUAUCAUCGAUCAUGGAAUUCUCAAUAAGAGACUACACUAAAAAGAUGAGGACCAUUAACGCUUUCGAAUGUUGGCCAUUCCCGGACAGGGAGGAGCUCAAACAAGAUAAAAUCAUAUCCAUGCUACCUCUGAUGGCCGUUCCAAAACGGUCAAGAAGCCGUCGUCGCCGCCGUAGUAGAUACGCGAGAAAUUCGAAUAGAUCAAAUAUAUGUUUUACUGAUGUUGGUGGUACAUCAGCGUCUGGGGAAAAUUUAUCAAUUAGGUCAAAUUUGAGGCCCCGUACAAUUGAGGAUAUUUUUAAUCGAAAAAAGGAUAGGGAAAACCGUUUGUCAAUCCCCACACAAUCUCGAAUGCUGAUACAUUUGCCACCCCCACCACCACCUCCUCCAAUUCCAACAUAUCCUUCCAUGCCACCUCCACCACCUCGGCCUCCCAAAACCCAAUUAUCUUCCCCAUCGUUUUCGCAGAUCGAGAACAUGUUAAAUAUUAUUGUACUUGAUGAUGAAGAAGAUGAGGAUCCACAAAUGGUGAGCAAAUGCAGAAAAGGGACAGAGACAUUAAAUGUUGAACUACCAAAAUCAAAUGAAGGAUGCUUGACUUUGGACGAAGAAAAAGAGGAAGUGGAGAUUAAUAGUCUUGUGGUGGAUGCUGAAAGAACAAAAGAGUUGCGAUCGAAGUUUCCAAUGAAACGAUCAUCAAACAAAAAUCUAAUGGUGGCAUCGAAGACCAACUUUGCCGUUAACGGGGAGCACAACAUAAAAAUCAAGAAAAAAGAUAAAUAUGAAGUGAAAGUUGAAGAGUUAAAUGCAUCGAAGUCAAUUCAGAAGCCAAAUGCAUACGUAACUGAGAAAUCAAGAUUCUUUUCUAAAAAGGAGAAAAAAGGAGUAAGAAAUAACAACGUGGAGCUGAAUAUUAGCAGAAUGACAAAUAUUAAGAUGAACCCGCUUGAGAAAUCAGGUAAGAGAGGUUCUUAUAGUGGUUUACCUGUGAACAAUAUUUCCAAUCCUUGUAGCCAAGAAAAUAUUAGCAUUGUAAAACAAGAGUUGUUCGAUCCAAUUGACUCUGAGUGGAAUAAACAAGACAAGGGUAGAGAUGUUUCGAUUGGUAGAAGCAGUAAAGAGAAGAAAAAGCAACAUGCUGGUGUAAGAGAACUUCCCUUUCCCGAAGAUGGUGCUAAGAUAAAACCACACUCGGGUUCACAAUUGCAAAUUUCAUCUGAGAAGGUUUUUCGGUCAAUGAACGUCGGUGACAGUAGAAAUACUGGUUCAAAUUUCCCAGACAAGUCUAAAGCAAGAACUAAUCCUCAAGGACUCAUCUUUCAGCCUUCUUUGAGCAAUGCUGAAAUGAAUGAUAGAAAAGGGGGACAUCAUGAUGCAAGUUCACCCUUGAGGUUACCGUUUUCAUCUCCACCAUCAACAUGGCUAUCAUCCUCAACCGCAACUCGCGAAAGGCUUCUUAGGCCUACUUCAAGUAACAGUUUUCCUCCAAAUACAUGGAACCUUAAUUUCACUACACCUUCUUCAAAUCAUCCAUCAAAUGCCAUGUAUCCUCCAACCUCUGUGAAGAAUUUCAAUGUGCCUCAUUUACCAAUUGUUCAAUCUACUCCAAUUGCGAAUCAACCAUCUUUCGUAAAGAGUAGCUACCAUUCCUUCAUAAAUUAUAGGAAGAGACCGGCUGUUGAAAUUAUUGAUUUCACAAAUCCCCGUAAGUUACAAAAUGUGGGAGCAAAUUCAGAAAAUAACACAAGAGAAAUUGAAACUGAUAUCUCUGAUGUUCUAAGAAGUCGUCUUGGAGUUGAUCCCAAUGCUGCACAGAAAUCAGAGAAGGAUCAUAUAAAUUAAUUUGACUUGAUUUUGUUGUCCAAGAACUAAUCAAGUUAUGGAGGUAGGAAGUGAAGCUUUAUCAGAGUAGGUCACUAGAGUUCUUGCGGAGGUAGGAAGUGAAGCUUCAUCAGAGUAGAUCAUCAGAAUCUUUGGGGAGAUAGAAAGUGAAGCUUCAUCAGAAUAGAUCACCAGAAUCUUUUUAUUUUUAUUGUCAGAACAAUUGCUUAUGUUAUUUUGAUAUAUUUAGACUUGUUUAUUUUGGGAGUAGCAAAUAUAAUUUAGUCAAACUUUAAACUUGAAGACUUAUUAUGUUAUUUUGAAGAUAUGGGACAA